Messenger RNA from Diplodia corticola, 369 nucleotides. RefSeq lists its product as uncharacterized. The transcript has a single exon. The record is from RefSeq and is a predicted model, not a curated record. NCBI's taxonomy places the organism in Eukaryota, Fungi, Ascomycota, Dothideomycetes, Botryosphaeriales, Botryosphaeriaceae. The coding region runs from base 1 to 369 and encodes 122 amino acids.
AUGGCCGCCGCCGAAGCCCGCCUCUUCACCUUCCCCCGCAACGCCGACGUCAUCCAGUCGCAAUCCAUGCCGCAAGUCACCCCCGGCUGGGUCAACAUCACCUCGCGCCACUGGGACCUGCCCUCGUCGCCGUCGGUCCCGCACUUCGACCAGAAGGCCCCGGAAUUCCCCGCCGGCGUCGACGCCGCGAACUCGCCGCAGGCACGGGAGUACUAUGCCUACGCCGAGAAGCUGGCGCCGUUUUGGCCGAGCGCGAUCGCGAUGUUUUUGGCCGUGGAGCUGAAGAAGAGCGUGGGUGAUGAGAAGAGGUUUGCGAAGUACAAGGCGAUGAUUGAGGAGGGCCUCAAGGCGGGGGAUUUUGCUGUUUGA